Molecule: messenger RNA, 483 nt
Organism: Rotaria socialis
Lineage: Eukaryota; Metazoa; Rotifera; Eurotatoria; Philodinida; Philodinidae
Source: the annotation of a GenBank genome assembly
AUGAAUCAACAUGCCCAUAGCAAUUCAGCUGAAGGUGGUGCUUCUAUCAGUACGGAAGUUCAUUUGAGUAGUCCAUUUGGUAGCGUUGGCGCAAAGGCCAGUGCUAGCGCUUAUGGAGAACAGCAGACAGUUCAUCUAAUGCUCUCUACAAUCAACUGGAUCAAACAACACAUAAUCAAUUUUCAUCAGAUGAUAUUCAACCUCAGGCUCUCUCUCUCUCUCUCUACAUCAUCAGAUGGUUACCGUUCUCAUUCCAUUAAUGAUCCUGGUCAUGAUCAUGGUGGUCGGACAGGAACCGAUGGACGUUUUGGUGGAGGUAGGUGGGGAAUGACAACUAAAAAUCACGGUAGCGACCAAUCUUCUCAUUCUCAUGCAAUACCACGUGGUCAAACCAAUAUCACAAUUAAUUAUGCUGAUUCUCAUACUAAUACGGUUAACCAUAGCUUUACAGGCUCUGUGGGACUUGGGCAAAAAUUCAGCUAG